AUGUCACUACAGGCCCAGCUACAAUUGCACCCGACGUCGUUUUUGCUAUGGCGGAGAUUGCUCGAGGAAAGUCCAACCGAAGAAAACUACCAGCUGGCAUAUAUACGCACCCAGUUUGAUGUGACAAACAACUACAAGAUGUGGGGACUCUACUAUAAACAUUGCACAACUAAGAUCCACGACGCUGCAAAUCUUGACCACCUUUGGCUUCAACAGCUGCAAAUACCGAGUUUGGAUUACGAAAGCCUUCUGAAUGACUACUCAAGGUUUGUGUCAGAUCACUUUGGAGAACAAUACACAGACAAAAUGAAGAACAUACUUCAAAUAAAGAAAAAAGUGACACAGAUACUAGAGAAGAUCGAGCCCUGGGAGAUGCGAAGACAGGACAAAAGUCCUGAAUACUGGAUUGGCUACUUAAAAGCAUUGCACGGAAGCAAAGUGUUGGAUAGAGUGACAAAAAACCGUUUAAUCCAGUGUACAGUAGAAAGAAGUUUAAGCGUUCAGGUUUUCGUACCAGUGGUACAGACCUAUCUGUCAUUCAACUUGGAGGUGGAUGAGUUUGCUUUUUGGGAAAGACUUGUGCAAAUUGAGCCAUCCAAUGCAGAAGUAUGGAUCCAAUGCAUCCGUGACUGUCCUCUGGAUCAGUUUCAAAAAAUACGAUCUCAAUUCAACAGUUACUCUGAUCUAAAUUUGAUACCUGUGUUCUGUGAAAUUCUACGAAUAGAACUACAUCUGUUCAAAGAGAAUCCUGCGGUGGCGCAACCACUGCUGAUUGAGGACACAUACAAUUAUUUUUCAAGAGCAUUAAAAGCAGGGGAUAUAUUCCACACUGUCGCAAAAUUGUGUAUUGAAAUUCAGGAGGAUAUUGGAGACAUUGAUGGCGUCAGAGAUGGGUUUUUACUCCCCUUUUUGGAGGCUUUUGACAACCAAGCGGAAGUGUGGCUUUAUGUCACCGAGUUUGAAAAGAGACAUGGCAACUAUAGACAUGUGACGGACCUAUUCAAAAAAGCAAUGGAUAUUGCCGAAAAGCUGGAUUGGCCUGAGCGUUUAGCUGCUGAAUGGAAAAGAUUUGAGCUGCUCAAAGGCACAGAUGAUAGCCAAGAAUAUUGCGACGAAGUUUGCAAACUCGCACUCUCACGAAUCAAAGGCCAGAAAAGACCAUUUUUGGAGUCAGAACUAGAACAAAAACCAGAAGGGCCGCAAAACAAAAAAAGAGCGCACGAGGACACUUCGGAAACAAAGCCAAGGAAACCGAAAACCGAGACCAGAGAUCGCGAACAUCUCACUAUAUUGGUAGCUAAUCUGCCCUCUUCAAUUGAUGAGAAAGGACUGACCAGUAUAUUCAGCUCCUGCGGAAAAAUUCGUAGCAUUACCUUGUUGGAAGGGAAAGCAACCAUUGAAUUCACAGACGAACAGGGACUCUUAUCAGCUAUGAAGAAAGACGGCACAAUAGUUGAAGACUCGCCGAUAGAGGUGGUCCAUUUGAAAAAUAAUACCCUCUGGGUUGCAAAUUAUCCUCCCGAGAAAACUGCGGAAGACUUGAAGAAGAUUUUUGGACAGCAUGGAGGAGUAUUGGCAGUUAGACUGCCAUCGUUGAAAACCAAUGUGCAAAGGCGUUUUUGCUACGUUGAAUAUUCGUCUGAACAGGAUGCUGCGUCUGCUGUGAAAGCAUUGGAUGGCCAUACGAUACAUGGGAAAACUGGCGAUUUCAAAUUGACAGUCAAAAUCUCGAACCCUGAAGCCAGACAAGAGCGCAAAGGCGCUCUCGAAGAGGGCAGACAGGUGUAUGUCAGUGACUUGGACUUUUAUAAGGUCGAUGAGGAUAAAUUGAGCGAAAUAUUCUCCAAAUAUGGUGAUAUUGAAAUGAUUCGCAUUCCUGUGAGACGUGAUGAAAAGAGUAAGAAGCUCAACAACGGGUUUGCAUUCAUUUCGUUCAGGUCCAGUUCCGAUGCCGUCAAGAGUCUCGAAUUGGAUGGCAAGUUGCUGGCUGGAAGACCAAUGAAAAUCGAGUUAGCUACGCCCAAGAAAAAGAAAGUGUCUGUUCUUGGAACGGGGAAAUUUGAUAGAGCCCGGACAAUCUCAGUGCUCAAUGUUGACGACAAGAUCAACACUGAAACUCUGAAAGCUAUAUUUGAAGAAAUAGGCCCAGUCACCCAGAUAGAGUUGCAGCCCGAGAACAACGCGGCUUUGAUUGAAUUUGAGACUGUUAGAAGCUCUGGUAUGGCAGAUUUCAAGUUCAACGGCCGCAAGAUCGGUGACACUACUGUUCGAAUUGGCACAUUUCAAGAUUUUUUGAGACUGAAGAGAAACAAGACUUAA
This is a messenger RNA of Ogataea parapolymorpha DL-1, 2319 nucleotides long. RefSeq names its product putative RNA-binding protein. Bases 1 to 2319 code for a protein of 772 amino acids. NCBI's taxonomy places the organism in Eukaryota, Fungi, Ascomycota, Pichiomycetes, Pichiales, Pichiaceae. The record is from RefSeq and is a predicted model, not a curated record. Gene Ontology annotation, cellular component: ribonucleoprotein complex; cytoplasm; nucleus. Gene Ontology annotation, molecular function: protein binding; mRNA binding. The transcript has a single exon.